AUGAUUUUGAUAGUAAUAACUAUUAUUUUCUUAAUAAUUCCUGGAAUUUUAAAGGGUUAAAUAAUAAAUGUUAAUUAAAUAUACUCCCCUUUGUUUCAUAAUUAACUGUAAUAAAAUGAUUCUAACUGGAUUCCUUUAAAGUUAAAGGCCAUUUCAUUUAAUAAUUGGAUCUUUUUGUCAUCUGGAUUCAGUGGAAUUACUGUUAUAAGCCAGGAAGGUGAUUAAAUCUUGCAGAUAGAAAACAUAGAAAACAACUACAUAGAGUCAUUUGAAGUUAAUUCAGAUGCAUCAUGCAUUUUUAUAGGGAUCCGUAAUUCUUUGAGGGUGUAUUCUCUCACAUAUUUAAAAAAUAACACUAAAUUGUUUGAGUUUUAACUUUAAUCAACCUACACCUUUCCAACAGAUAUCUAAAAAAUGGUUUACAGUGAGAGCAAAGAGCUGUUAGUUGUUGGCGGGAGAUAGGGAUAAGUUAUUGUAUAUGAUACUACACAUAAAAUUAGUAUCAAAUAAGUUGCAGUAUUUAAUACAACAUCUGGAGUUAUAAAUGGUCUUUUUAUUUCCAAAAAUGGAGAUUGGCUUUAUAUAGCUAGCGAUUUGGUAGGCCUAUUCAUGCUCAAGCUACAAGAAAUUACACUUCCAAAAGACUCUCUAGAUAGUCGCUAGAUCUAAUUAAUAUUAGCUGGUCAUGGUACAUAUGGGAUCAUAUCUUACCAAGUGAUUGCAACUUCAGAUAAUUUCUACAUAUUUGCUAUUGAUUUUUGGUAUGGUUUUUUCUAUGCAAAUUCUUAGUAAAUUGUCCAAAGUAGUGUAAAUUAAUAUCCAUUUAAUAUUAAUUUUAAUGCAUAUUGGCCUUUUCACUAAUUUAAUCCAACAUGUUAGUCAUUAAUUCUUAAUUCUCAAGAGACUUUUUUAUUUCUAGGAGUGAGAUCUUAAGGUAUUUUUAUAUUCGAUAUUAGGGACAGAGAGUAAAUUAAAUUUUUCUAACAAAUCAACUCUGAUUCUCUCGUUUAUUCAAUUUAGUUUUCAAUUAAAGAAGACUUUCUAUAUUUUUCGGAUGCAACAAAAGUCUUUACAUUUUAGCAAGAAUAAAUUAAUUUAAACGAGAAUUUUCCAAAUUUGUUCAAUAUCCACUAAAUAAAAUAUGGAUAGCUUCCAACUUAAAAUUAUAAGUGGAGAUGCUACACUGAUGCGAAUGAUGAUUAUCUAAUUGGAGCUUUUGACUAUUCUGGUUUGUUCAUUUUCCCUAUCAGACAAAAUCCUUACAAUUUAGAUACGUCUGUUUACAAAUUUUACGACUUGCAAGUAGACUCUAUUUACUUUGAACCUUCUGGAAAAUACAUGGUAAUUCCUUAAUACUUUUCUGAAUAUCUACUAGGAAUUUACUAGUAUGAGCCGCUUGAUAAUAGUCCAGAAUAGUAAAAUAUAUCUUUGGAAAAUACAAAACUGAUUAAAUAAUAUGACAUAAAUUAAUUAUAAAUAACUGAAAUGAUCACUUUUAGUUUCGAUAGGUAGUACGCUGUUUAGACAUAUGGUAUAGGCUUAAUCAUUUACAAUGCAACUGAUAUUUUCAACAUUUAAAUUCUUUCUAGAUGGAAUACCCCAGAUUUCAUGCAAGGAGAAAACCAAGGAGCAUGUAUAACUAAUGAUAAUAAUUGGAUAUUAAGCACAAUAAGGUUGUUUGGUGUUUAUCUUUUGAACAUUUAAGAUAAGAGCAAACCAUUUUUAUCUGACUACAAAUACACUCUUGGUGGAGAAAGUAUAAUUAUUUCAUCAUUUUAAAAUUAUGCUUACCUAAUCGAUGGAAUCAAAGGAUUUGCAAUAAUAGAUACAAAUUUUUUUCCAAAAAUUAAUAUCAUAUCAAGGAUUAGCUUACCAGGAUAUUGUGUUAUGGGUUUACUAAUUUAAGAUGAGUAAUAUAUAUUUGUUACCACUAUGGAAAGAGGAAUGCUCACUUUAAUUGACAUUAGAGAUAAAAGAUUCCCUACAGUAGUAAAUGCAAUAAUAUAUGAAAAGCAAUAUGGAAUGGCGAUUUGCAUGCCUAAUAAUUCAAAUUAUAUUUUUGUUACUACUUCAGCAGGUAUUAUUACCUUUCCCAUCUAUAGUGGUGUAAAGAUGCACACAAGUGUGAGUUUAAUUUCAUAAAAUCAGCUCACAUAAGAGGUUCGAAUCUCUAAAUAUGAGAAAAGAAAUAUAUAAGGUGAUUAAAAUACCCCAACGCUCAACGAUGAAUAUAUUUUUUAUGUUGGAGAAUAAAUCUAAUUUAAUUUUGCUAUUUUAUAUCCUAUUGAUGAAAAUAUGCACAUCAGUGACAUCUAUUUUUAUCAAGAUGGAUAAAUGGUGAAAUUACCUUCUUUCUUUUCGUUUGAUUAAUUCUAGCAGUCUAUUUAAUUUUAAACUGAUAAGGCUUUGCUUGGAAGUAGCAAAGUAAAUUUGAAUCUAAACAUAAUACUUAUAAAAACAGUAAUCCCAUUAAAUUCAAACUCCUUUAUAUUUAAUUAAUAAAACUAACUUGAUAAAGCUAUUACUAAUCAAUAACAAUCUCAGUAUAUUUACCAGAGCCUCUUAUAGUAAAAUAUUUUAGAUUCUAACUCAAUAAUUAGUGAAAGUUAUGAUUUUACUAAAGCUUUAAUUUUCGAUCUUACAGUUUAAUAAUAAAUUUUAGAUCCAUCUGUUUUCUAAGAUUAAAAUUUAAAAAAUAUUGUUCUGCCAUAAAUUAUUUGGAAAAUAAACCUAUCAUUGAUGAAGUCUUUUUACAUAAACCCAAUAAAAUUCUAUAUAUAACCAUCUUUGAAAUUUAAUAGCACUUAAACAUCUUAGUUUAUCACAACUAACUCAUAAGCUAUUUCAGUUACUUUGCAAAUCGACAACAAAUCUGGUAAAUUGAUAUUACGAAGUGUCUUAAGUGUAGCUUUUUAGAUUUCUGAUUAGAAAGAUCAAAUUAUUAUUACUGGAACUGUUGUUAAUGUCAAUGCUGUUUUAUAAUAAAAAAUAGUCUUUGCCAAUAUAACAGAGAUAACAAGCACAAAUAGUUCAAAUAUUACAAUAACAGUAGUUGAUAGCAUAAAUUAUCCAAUAGUUUAAGUUAUUCCUAUCUUUUAAUGCUAAUUCAUAUCAUUAAAGUAGCAAUUAGUGCUUAAUGCAUAGAAUACUUUAUAAGAUUAAAUUUAUAAUUAAUUUUCUGAAGGAAUUCUUUUUAUUGAAAGUGAAAUUACUAUUUCGUUUUCACAUAGUACAUUUCUAGUUGAAGAUGUAUCAGAUAUAUCAUAUGAAUAUUUUUAUCUUACCUCAAACGGUAAUUACAUUUCUAUUCCUCCAAAUUUAUGGCUUCAGUAGAUGGAUGGAAGUUCGCUUACCCUAAAAGGGUAAACAACUGCAAGUAUGUACCUCAAAUCAUACACUUUCAAAAUUAUUGCCUCUGAUGGUUAUACAAAAGCAGAAGACACCUUUACAAUUAUUAUAAGUGGAGUACCAUUGAAUUAUGUCUUAAAUUUGUUAUUUAAAAUCUUAGGUCCAAUUGUCUUUGUUUUAGGCAUGUACAAACAAAGAAGCAUCUUCUUAAAUAUCAUAUUUAGUAAUAAAGUAACAUACUCAGAAGAAAUUGCAAUCUGCAAUCAACCAUUUGUAAAAUAAAUAAUAAUGCUCGGAUCUCUCUAGUAGGAUUCUAAAUAAAUUGUUAACUAGUUAUUUUCAAAAGUAUUGGUCAAAAUGAAACAGCAAAUACAAAUAGAUUCUUCAAGCCAAAAUAAAGAACGUAAAAUUAGUUUUGAUUUAAAAUCAGAAUCUGAAAAAGAUAGUAACAUUUUUAACAUUUGCAAUAACUCAAAUGAAGAUUUCAAGAAUUUUCAAGAAAGCAAACUAUAACUCACAUAAAAGAAAAUAAACCCUAAAAGCUUAGAAAAAAUGACCUAAAGUAUUAGUAAAAAUAAGAAACACUCAGUAAGGUCGAUCCUUGAAAGAAAGUAUUUAAAUUAAAAUGGUUCAAUCAACACAAGUUAAAUAAUUUGUGAUAUCUAAUCUUACAAUUUAAAUCUAACUCAGUCAAAUUUUAAUUAUGAAAAUGAAAUUCAAGAUCCAAAUUCUAGAAUUUAAGUAGCCAUUAGAGCCUAUAUUUCAAGAUAUUUCUUAAGUCUUGAUAAGAAAUCUUAAAAAGCUUAUGAAAAUAUUAAGCGUUACUGUUUGUAAUUUUUACAUCAAUAAGAGAAUGAUUGGUACAAAUAGAUAGUUAUUAUAAAAUAUGAUUAUGACUAAAAGGAUAUUCAAAACUAAUAAAACCUCAGCAUAUUCCCAAAAAUAGACUUUCAAUAUUUGAUUCUAACUCACAUUUUUCAAUCUUUUAAGCUCUUUCCAGAUAAACUUUAAGAAACACCUAAUAAUUUUAAAGAAUUUUUGGAGUUUGAAGCAAAAUACAAGACUAAUAUAAAUAUUUAUUUAAUUAGAGAUGUUAUUUUUGCUGAUGUUCUUGGUUUUAAGUAAUUUUCUCCAUCUAAAUUUAAGCCUUCAGUAGGUUAAUCAAUACAUCUUUUUUCAUAUGAAAUCAAAUAAAUAAUUGCUUAUAAGAAGAAAAAUAUUAAAGAUUGUUUAAAGCCUGUCUUUAAAUUUUUUAAUCUAGAUUAUACUAAAUAUGGAAUCUCCAAGAAUAUGAGACUCCCAGCAUGGAUUUAUCUAGAUCAGAAACGAGGUAUGAUUGUCAUGCGUGGAGUUCCUCAGUACGAAGACUCAGAAGAAGUCUUAAUUAAAAUCAAAGAUUACUCUGGCUAUGUAGUUUAGCAAUUUCUGUUAAAAAUCAGAGCUAAUGCAAGCCAAUAAAUGUAAAAUAACGAAAACACAUUAUAAACUCUAAAUUUAUCUAAUUAAUACGAUUUAAAUAUUAAUCAUAGAAAAAGCUAAUAUAAAUUUAAUACCUCUCCCUUUUUUAAAUACAAAGAUAAUUCUCAGAUAAACUUUUCUUAGUAUUUUUUUUAGUAACAAGAUUAAACGAAAUCAAUAGAUAAUUAAAAAAAUAGUGGUAAUUUUAAAUUAAGCUUGCCUAGCUAAUAGAAUUUAGAACUUCAAUCUUUAGAAGAAGAAGGGAAUACAUUCAAUUAAAAAUCACUGAAAAUUUAGUAAAUCAUAGAUUAUCAAUUUAGGAGAAACAAAAAUAGCAAAAACAUUACAUAAAUUAGCAAUACUACUGAAGAAAUCUAAAAAAUUAUAGAUAAAGACUCUUAAAUAUUAACUCUUGAAGACGAUAUUUCUUCAACCAAAUGUGACUAAAGGCGAAAUAGUUGA
Messenger RNA from Tetrahymena thermophila SB210, 5268 nucleotides. Its product is annotated as calpain family cysteine protease. Gene Ontology annotation, molecular function: protein binding. The transcript has a single exon. The record is from RefSeq and is a predicted model, not a curated record. NCBI's taxonomy places the organism in Eukaryota, Ciliophora, Oligohymenophorea, Hymenostomatida, Tetrahymenidae.